GGCAUCGAUCGUGACCAAUUAGUGGAUAUGAAGAAAGCGGAGGACGAAGCGUGAAAAAGGCGAGAGAAAAAUUCUAGAAAGAUUUGGUUUGAUGGGGCAUUUCCUUUGGCACGGUAGAAUUUGCCAUCUACCAGCCCGCUGUGGAUUGAUCACCUUCGGAGCGUUUACCGAUAUUGUCAAACGCUCGUGGCUACUGACUAAGGUGUCAAGAUCCGUGGAGUCGCUUUAUACCGUGGACCAUAUAACCAUUCAGUUGAAUCGGUAAUCUUCCGUAAAUAAGGUACACCGACGCAAGGAACAAGUUACGUCAUUCCGG
Molecule: messenger RNA, 316 nt
Organism: Trichoderma harzianum CBS 226.95
Lineage: Eukaryota; Fungi; Ascomycota; Sordariomycetes; Hypocreales; Hypocreaceae
Exons: 1
Coding region: 92-265 (57 amino acids)
Source: RefSeq, a predicted model, not a curated record